Molecule: messenger RNA, 157 nt
Organism: Racocetra fulgida
Lineage: Eukaryota; Fungi; Glomeromycota; Glomeromycetes; Diversisporales; Gigasporaceae
Source: the annotation of a GenBank genome assembly
AAGAGCAUAUUUUUACUGGUGGGGAUGAAAUUGAGCAAGAAUAUGGAAAAGAUUUGCAUGAUUUAGUUUGGUUGUAUAAAAUGAUAUUGCCUCCGAAAUAUCCAAAUAUUGCAUUUCUUGGACUUGUAUUAGGAGCUGGUUCUAUCUGGCCAGUUAG